UUGUGUUUUAACUGUAUUAUUAAAGGCAGAAGCCAAGCAGCAGAGUGGUCCUACUCGAGCGUCGCCACUCGUCUUUCUACAACAUCAUCAUCAUUCUGACGACGACGACGACAACCAUUACGGCGACAUCGAGAAUGAAGUACAGCAGCAGCAUUGGAAGCACGGAUUCUCAACGGUAGACAAAGCGAGGGAAGAAAAGGAACAAAGCAAUUCCAAUCUCACUGCGACGAAACUCGGUCGCUCUUCAACAGCUUUGUCUUCUCCACCCCCCUCACGCCUGCCCCUCAUCACAGUCUCCUCUCUCGUGCAGAGAAACACGACCAACUUGAGCAGUGCGAAUCCUUCAUCAUCACCCACAAACUUAUCAUCUCCAGAAGAGGAGGAGGAGGAGGAGAGCUUCAUCUGGUCCUCGAACAGCAGCAGCAGUGGUGCUGGGAGCAGUACGCUGAGUGGAGACACGGACUUGGAGUCUGAGGAGUUUUUGGCUCUCGAGUGUCAGAAGGUCAACACUGCCCUUGUGAGCCGAGGAGGAGAAGGCGGAGGCGACUCCUUGACACUAGAAGAGCAGGGAGACGAAGAAGCAGCGAAUACUAACAAGACCGGGAGCAUUAGAGAACUUGUUCCACUGAAGCGUGUGAAAGAAUCCCAAGCAAAUUCCAGCAGGCUGCCCACUUUCACCCCAGUGCAAAAACAGAGGCUGAAGAAGCUGAGGAAAAAAAUGUUUCGGAAACUCAACUGUGGCAGAUGUACGGAUGCCGUUCGAGGAUGCUGCCACGAGGAUGACAAUGUUCCCAACGAUGAGCGGACGAAUGGUGUGAAGAUCCUCCGCAAGAAAGACUCGCCGGUGGACCUGAGCACGGAACUCACCGCCGUCACGAACCGAGCUGUAAUCGCAAGGCUGAAACUGAUCCUCGAGAAGUUGGACAAUGGGCAACACGAGGCCAUCUCACCUGAAGUGCUUCGGAGAAACAUUCUCUACGCUGUGACAGUCAUCCAGGGCGGCGAUCCUGUUCUCGACAGGAGGUCAUCGUCAGAGGAGGCUGAGAACGACACUCUAGCCCCCCUGCCCAUUCUAACCGUUCAGCCCCCACCACCCACCUCACCUUCAGAACAAGAACAUCCGCCAGAACCACUUCUUCUCCUUAACCCCGACUCGCCACCAUCAACAGACCAUGACAGUGACACACUACAAGAACAACAACCACUCCUCGUGGUGGACACUGCGGGGUCCAACAGGAAGGAGGAGUCGGACAACGAGCUCUCGGAGGUGGACGAGGAAGUCAUUCCAGAAGAAGUUCGCAAAUGGUUGGCUGCAACUUUCACCAAAAGCGUGGUAGCCAAGCCUCGGACAGAACCAAGACCCAGAUUUCGCUCGGUGGCAAACGCAAUCCGCGUCGGACUCUUCGUCGAUCGGUUUUACCGACAACUUUCCUCCAAUGCACUGGAAAUCCCUGCCGAACUUCAGCAACUGCUCAAGGAAAUCAACAAUUGGCAUUUCGACAUUUUCAAACUGCAGGACAAGUCGAACGGCCAUUCUCUCAAGUUUGUCGCCAAAGAGCUCUUCAGUCGUUAUGGCCUCGUCAGCCGAUUCCGCGUAAACCUCGACAAGUUGGACGGCUGGCUGUCUGCCGUGGAAUACGGAUACACGAAACUGAAGAAUCCAUACCACAACGACAUCCAUGCUGCCGACGUUACACAAACGCUCCACUACUUUAUCGGCUCUUCCGGAAUUGCGAAUAAUCUCACCGACCUGGAAAUUUUUGCUCUUCUCUUCGCCGCCCUAAUUCACGACCUGGAGCACACAGGUCGCACGAAUAAUUUCCACGUGAAUACACAAACAGACCUCGCUCUUUUAUACAACGAUAGAUCCGUGCUUGAAAAUCACCAUGUUAGUGCCGCCUUUAGAUUACUCAAGGAAGAUGACAAAAGUAUAUUGGCCAACCUGAAACCAGAGGAAUUUCGAGAGUUCCGGAGUUUGGUCAUCGAAAUGGUGCUCUUUACCGACAUGUCCACUCACUUCGCACAAAUUAAGCACGUCCGGUCUCUCCUCAAUGGAGUUUCUGACAAAUCGUCCCCUUCCGUUACAAUGUCCCUCAUGUCGCUGCUUCUCCACGCGGCGGACAUCAGCCAUCCCGGUAAACCCUGGCGAAUGCACAAGAAAUUCGCAGACACCAUUUUGGACGAAUUUUUCCUGCAAGGGGACGAAGAAGCCAAAUUGGGACUGCCCUUCAGUCCCCUCUGCGACCGAAACACGGUUCUCAUCCCCGAGUCUCAAAUCAGUUUUAUUGAGUUCAUCGUGGAGCCAAGCUUGAGCAUUUUGAGUGAUUUGAUUGACUUUUUCCUCAAAUCGGACGAGGGACCAGUCUCCUCCGCUCACCCGGGCGGAUCCUCCACCGUUCCCCCCACGCCCAACCCCAACUUUCGGGCUGCUGGGGGCAAGAUUCCUCCCACCACCAAGACGCCCGCCAAACCAUUCCAAACCUCCUCCAACUCGACGACGACGAGGCGGACGGAGUCUGAGAACAACAUCAAGAUGGACAGCUCCUCCGCCGCCACCGCCGCAUCGUCCUCUUCCUCCUGUACCAAGUUGCCGCUCAGCUCCCGAACGCCCAGCUUCCCCCUCCAAGGCGGCCCCAACCAUAACUAUGGCCCAAUUCUGCGACCUUGGCUCAACCACCUCGUGGAGAACAAAGCAAAGUGGAGGAUGAUUGCUGCAGAAAAUGCCAAAUCCAAAAGCUCCCCAUCGACGGAAGAACCACCGGCGACGGAGGAAUGCUGAAACUGGAGCACUCCACGCGUUGAAACCUAUUUGUGACCUUCCUGCAACAACGUGUCGUUACAAUCAACUAAUUCACACAAUAAGCUGUAGGACAAGAAGCGUAAUGUUAAGGGCACCCGGACGGGACUUGAGUGUCACACAAAGCUGCACACAGAAACCAAGCAAUGAAUGCAAAUGUUGACGAAUACCUUUUAAGCAGAUCUACAUAUGUAUUUUAGUGUGUGUACUAUAGCGAAUCGAUAUUAGAGAAAGCAAUGUUUAACUGCGUAUUAUCAUGCAGGGAAGAAAAUAUAAAUGAAAAGGUUUAUUCAAAUGCAAUGGAGUAUAUAAUAAUUAGAAAGUAUUCACUACAUACAUACGUAUGCAAAUAUAUUAUCUGUAGUUAGUUAAAGUACGCACGUGUAGAAGAGGAUGUCGUUGAGUCUGACUGGAUGGCGUAUGUUGAUUGGUAAGAGUGUCAAAUACCUUAAUACGUCGAUAUGCGUGUGAUUCAACAUGUUCGUCAGAUGGAUGAAAAAGUUACCAAUUUGUGAUAGGAUUGCAAAGAACUAGAAAUAUUACACGACUCGCAGAAUGCCUGCAUUGCAAUCCCCUUAUGAAACGAAACCAAGAAACACAUUUCCAAACCUUCUUGUCCUAAAUAUGGAUACCCAUUUCUUAAUUCUGAUUAUGUGUACUCGAAUUUGAAUCCAAUUUAUAUCGUGUAAUCUCAAUUUCAAUACAUUUCCCAGUUUUAUUACUAUUGAAAAUAGACCAAAGUUAUCCAUAUGCCUGUCUGCAUAUAUGUAGGUUGACUCGAGAAAUUAACCUUUUUUCACCACUAUGUAGUAUUGGUCCACUACCAAAUUUUAACCCUUUUUUCAAUCGCAGUUCGUUGGUCGUUGGGUAGCGAACUGCGGUACUGAUGCCAAGAAGCUUAUCCACAAACAAAGGAAACCUAAACGUAUCAAUAUCGACUUAUUCUCCUAGCUUUAUCCCUUUUUGGAGCAAACUGACUCUAUACAAAAACAAGUCCUUCAAAAAUUAACAGGGCACCAAUCACAAUAUUUCCUACGUAGGUCUCAAUCUGAUAUAAUCUAUGUGCAGAUACAGUACAACUCUACCUUUUCCACAUAUUUAUGAGAGAGCUCUUACGACAUACACAAGUGUGAAUCUUAAUUCUUGUCGCAAUUCCAAAGAUGACAAUUAUUAGCAUAAAUGCGGACUUAGGAUGUAUUUUCAUUGAAUGGCAAGCAAAACCCACGUAGUUUGCCCAUUUAGCUGACCUCUUCGUACCAUAGAAGCAUAUAUAAUCGACGGGUGGAUUAUUUAUCCAGUCAUAAUUGCUAAGAACAAACAAACAAAUAAAUAAAUCACUACCCACUACUUACAAGCAGCUAAGUAAUAAAUAUAACUACAGAAUUAACGGAGUAUUGUUAAAUGUGGAUAAUUUUGUUAGUUAUAUGUAUGUACAACUAGUGCAAUAUGGAUGAACCUGAGUGAUACCUGUUCCGAACGCAUAAGAUGUAAAUAAAUAUUAUUAAAUUAUAAACACCGUUGGAAAGUUAUCUUUCGAAUAAAAAACCGACGUUACACAGCCA
This is a messenger RNA of Folsomia candida, 4359 nucleotides long. RefSeq names its product calcium/calmodulin-dependent 3',5'-cyclic nucleotide phosphodiesterase 1A. NCBI's taxonomy places the organism in Eukaryota, Metazoa, Arthropoda, Collembola, Entomobryomorpha, Isotomidae. The record is from RefSeq and is a predicted model, not a curated record. The transcript is spliced from 19 exons. Gene Ontology annotation, biological process: signal transduction. Gene Ontology annotation, molecular function: 3',5'-cyclic-nucleotide phosphodiesterase activity. The coding region runs from base 719 to 2779 and encodes 686 amino acids.